Molecule: messenger RNA, 2631 nt
Organism: Diaporthe citri
Lineage: Eukaryota; Fungi; Ascomycota; Sordariomycetes; Diaporthales; Diaporthaceae
Exons: 1
Coding region: 1-2631 (876 amino acids)
Source: RefSeq, a predicted model, not a curated record
AUGGCGGACUUCGACACAGCCAGCCCUGCCACCAGCAGCUCCUCAGCAACCUCAAGCGAGCCUCGGACUACACUCUCGCGGAGGCAGAGACCGCCGGACAUUGACAUCACGGCCGCCAUGGAGAACAGGAUCCCGCUGCGUGCUACCAAGGAAGCCAGGUCCAGCAAGAGGGAGUCGAGGCUGGGAUUCAGGAGCAUUUUCGCCAGGCACCGAGGGUCGGGUGAAGCUGAUGAGAUCAAGGCGGCUCGGAACGUCGCGAGGGCUGGGAAGCGGGAAUCCAUGACGGCGGACAAGGACGGCUGCCCACCUUAUGCCUUGCGGCCGACAGCAGUGCAAUCAGAGACACACCUCGCGCCGGUGUCAGGUGAUGGGCCAAUUCUCAGACCACGGACGUCAACGAUCAAGUCGCCAACCUUCAUGGCGCCGAGGUCACCUCUCGGGCCAACAACUAAGAGGCGGGGAUCACUUGCCACUUGGGAUCCUGUGCCUCUGUUCCAGGCGUACCCGCAGGCUGUUCGCACCGCAACCUUGCCAGCCUGUGUCCAAGCAGACAGCCUUCUCCGGGCGCACCAAAAGCGAGAAUUGAUCAACAACAGCAACAUAAACCAUCCAGACCUCGGUGACCAGAAGGCCUUGUUCGUGGACAUUGCGCGCAAGAAGCACAGGCGCAACAGCUCAUCUGUCAAGCUUGACUGGACCACCAAGCUUUACGUCCUGGUCACCUCGGGUUACUUGCUUCAGUACAGCGGCGAUGGCACUCAUGACCGCCUACCAGAGAAGGUCAUCCAGCUGUGUAAAGACUCGGCCGCCUUCGCGAGCGACAUCAUCCCUGGAAAGCACUGGGUGCUUCAGGUGUCUUCAGUGUUUGAAGAUGGUGCACUUAUAAGCCAGGACACCAGGUCGCUGUUCGGGAAGUUUGGGAUGCGCGAGAAGGAGAAGCGCCUGGCCUCCGACAUCUUGAUGGUCUUUGAAAACGUCGAUGACAUGGAGGAUUGGAUGUCAUUCUUGCGGAGGGAAAUCGAAUCAUUGGGGGGCAAACGGCCUGUGACAGAGACAGGGGCGCCGAAGGAGCCGGUGGAACACACCCAACUGAAAUCUCAGCCAAGCCAAAGGGCACUGGUGGUGAGAGACCCUUACAGGUUUGUGCCGGCCAUGACCAGCCCAGAGUCGCGAUGGGAUGCCUCGGUAGCCUUUGACGAGCCGGAGCUGCACCUUGACGCGACGCUCACGGAGCUGCUCCCGGAUCGAAGUUUCGAUGACAACUCCACAACCAACAGCUUCGUUUCCCAGGACGGCCGACAACUUGACGGCCUCCGAGACAGCUCCAACCGGUACUCCUUCACAUCCGCAGCUAGGACUAUUGUCACGUCCGACUCCUCGCCGUCCAACUCGCCAAUCCGAGACAGUUUUGGGAGCCUGAUCAGCAACUCUGACGAACCUACCCCACUGGCCGAGGAGACCGAGAUUCGUCGCCGACCCAAUGCCGCGGAGAUCGAGGACCGACGUCAGUCCUACCGCACUUCCAACAUGGUCCAUGAUAUAAGCGCAGGCCAACCACCGCACAAGGCACACUCCUCCCUGUCUUCCAUCCAGGAGCCGCCCAACUUCAGCCUCCCGUACUCGGGAACACGUCGCCGCUCUGCAACGCAAGACUCGGUCCAUGUCCACAAUGCCCACGGCGCAUCAGGGCGGCCACCGCGGAGGAUGAGGCGUCCCCCUCCCUCAGCGCUCGGCCUAUCUAGGCCAUUGUCGAUUGUGGCAGACACGCCCUCCCCUUCGAAAUUGUCGCCACCACCACGAAGCCCUCUCAAGACCGACGACAGCACCGGCAUUUCAGAACGUCCAAAUUCGCCAUCGAUGUUCACGGGCUGGACCGCAGGAAACGCCAAACCCGAGUAUGAUCUCUCGUCACGAGCAUCCAGCCGUGGUUCGAUGAGGACGAGCUACCAAGUGUCGGUACACAACAGCCCGCGCAAGUACGCGAGCAUGCACACGCUCCGCCCUGCCGAUGACUCGGUCUGGGGGGGCGAGACGCCAAAGUUCGACCUACCCAUCCACGCCGCAUUCAGCGGGUCUUCACUGCGCGACAGGGCAGAAGAGGCGGCAGAGAUCCCCAGGAGCAUGUCGUCGAUGGACACGUACGAGACCUCGGGCAGGAGCCGCUCGCCCAUCAUCCGGGCCGCAGCCGCCCAGAAGAGGGCGAGUAUGUGCAGCCUGCCCAGCGCCAAGGCGUCUGCGCGCCACCGCUCGAUUUCGAUGUUCCCCACGACCAGCCGACACCGGGCGACGGCGCAGUCGUCCCACCGCGACGAGCUCACUCCCGGGGGUCGGGCCACGUCGCCGUCGCCACACCGCGGGCCGCGCAGGGGGUCGGCCAUGACGAUCCCUGGGCAUGGGCAGAAGCAGUCCGGGUCGUCCUCGCCGAGGAGCAGCAACAAGCUGAACAACAGGCGCAGCCUCCCGCAGAUGCCGCACGCGCACACGCAGAACUCCCCGCUGCUUCCUCCUCCCGCCCCGCCGCCGACCAAGGCGCUGCCGCCAAUCCCUCAGGCAAGGAAGAGGAGGUCAAUCAGCAUCCCGCCCAGGAUGGGCAUGAGGACUGCUGCGACUCUGGUCGGAGGGGAUAUUUGA